UGCUAGCACGGAGUGUUUACAUUCGAAAUUACUUAAAAUGACAUUUUACGACAAACUAGGUAAGAAAUGCCGCGAGCAACUGAACUUCGAACCAUGUCGAACGCUCCUGCGAUUGGCAAAAUCAGCUGAAUUAGAUAUGACUGAUGCAAAAUUCGCAGAGAUGAUGGACGAUAGUGAUGAGUUGAAGAAUCUUCGAGGAGAAUUUUUCUAUCCGAAGAUGAAGGAUCUCCCUCAAGUUGAUCCUGCAAUAGUGGAUAUGGAGAUGGACAGCAUGUACUUCUGUGGAAAUUCUUUGGGACUCCAACCCAAAGAGUCGCGUACAUUGGUCAUACAGGAGCUGGACAAGUGGCAAAAAAUGGGAGUUCAUGGUCAUUUUUGUGGUGCUCUUCCUUGGUGGAAAAUAGAAGACUUUGUACUUUCAGAAAGUGCCAGAAUAGUUGGUGCUAAGGAUAUAGAAGUUGCCAUCAUGAACUCUUUGACAGUAAAUCUACACCUUCUGUUGGUGCCAUUUUAUAGACCAACACCUCAGAGACACAAAAUUCUAAUAGAAGCAAAGGCAUUCCCCUCGGAUCAUUAUGCAGUGCAGUCACAGAUUAGUUUCCAUGGAUACAAUCCAGCAGAAGCCCUUAUGGAAGCUACACCAAGAGAGGGUGAGGAACUACUCAGAACUGAUGAUAUUCUGUCCUUAAUUGAAGAACAUGGAGAAUCAAUAGCACUUGUUAUGUUCAGUGGUGUUCAAUAUUACUCUGGACAAUUUUUUGACAUAAAAAGAAUUACUGCAUCUGCACAGAAAAAGGGUUGUGUGGUUGGUUGGGAUCUAGCACAUGCUGUUGGAAAUGUGGAAUUGAAACUUCAUGACUGGAAUGUUGACUUUGCCUGUUGGUGUUCUUACAAGUAUCUCAAUUCAGGACCUGGAGGUAUUGCUGGAGCAUUUGUCCAUGAAAAACAUGCCUACAACUUUGACCUUCCCAAGUUUGCUGGCUGGUGGGGUCAUGACAGAACAAGUCGCUUUGAAAUGGGCCAUGAAUUCAAGCCACUACCUGGAGCUGCUGCCUAUCAGUUAUCUAAUCCACCUCUACUGCAAACUGUCUCAUUAUUAGGAAGUUUGAAUAUUUUUGCAAAAACAAGCAUGAAGAAUCUUAGAGCAAAGUCAGAUUUAUUGUCAGCUUAUCUUGAGCUUCUUCUCCUACACCAUUUUGGAGUGCCACAAGACGAUGAUAAAACUCCUACGAAACGGCAAAAAGUGGAGAACGGUUUUGCAGAAGACAAGAAAAACAUACAUGUGUCAAUCAUUACGCCAGUCAACCCAGCUGAGCGUGGUUGUCAGCUGUCAGUCAAAUUCUCUGUACCAAUAAAAUCCGUGCAUAAAGAGCUUGAAAAACGAGGAGUUGUGGUGGAUACACGGGAACCUGACGUCAUGAGAAUUGCUCCAACGCCGCUGUACAACAGCUUCACGGACGUUCAUCGGUUUGCGACGUCAUUAAAGGAAGUUUUUCGUGUGCUGGAUUCGUUUGAAUCCGAAUAGUAUUCUUACCAUUUGGGGUGGUUUUCUGUCUUAUGAAGGAAUUAUUUUGUUGCUCUGUGUUUAGACGUGAUAGCUUUUACCAACUGAGCAGCGGGUGCAGGAGACACUCGUAUAUUCACACGGACGUUUGCACUCGUAAAGCGCGUGCGCAUAUUCGGUGUUGUUUGUGAAAUUUUUCACCAAAUAACAUAGUACAUGGUAUACUAUAAUUUAUUAUAUUUAUUAUUUACCUAUGUAUUGACAAGAUCUCCGUUCAACCCCAUACCUCAUUACGAACGCAGCACUUCGAUCAAAGAAAGCUAUGGCGAAAACUAUAUAUUGCCCUCGUGGCUAGGCUUUUUUAUUUUAUUAGUAUGGGGUUACACGAAUCUUUACAUGUAUUUUUCGAUUUAUUUAUAUUUUCUCUUUAUUUUUGGAAUAUUUACGGUCUACAUACACUUGAAAU
This is a messenger RNA of Pocillopora damicornis (cauliflower coral), 1970 nucleotides long. Its product is annotated as kynureninase. Gene Ontology annotation, biological process: NAD+ biosynthetic process. Gene Ontology annotation, cellular component: cytoplasm. The record is from RefSeq and is a predicted model, not a curated record. Lineage: Eukaryota; Metazoa; Cnidaria; Anthozoa; Scleractinia; Pocilloporidae. Gene Ontology annotation, molecular function: pyridoxal phosphate binding; kynureninase activity.